Molecule: messenger RNA, 432 nt
Organism: Gregarina niphandrodes
Lineage: Eukaryota; Apicomplexa; Conoidasida; Eugregarinorida; Gregarinidae
Exons: 3
Coding region: 1-432 (143 amino acids)
Source: RefSeq, a predicted model, not a curated record
AUGAAGCAUGAUUUUUCAUUUAAGCAUGAUGAGAGCAAAGCGCUGAUCGGAUUUGAGUUGUUGGAUCGGAUCACCAAAAAAGAGUUCAUAGGUGGUCAUGCCCGGGUUGUAAUUGACGAAUUGUACAAGAGUGGCUGUCUAGAGACCCUUCAGAAUCGGAUGCGGGCCUGUGCGAUGACAGUGGAAGAGCAUCUGGCGGACCGGAUGCAGGCGUUGCUAUGGCUGUUGGGUUCGGUGCGUUCGCUGUUGCAAUUGCACGUGGACGCUUUGAACUCGACGCAGUCGGCUUCUCGCGUGCACCGAGAAGCGGAGCAGAAGAUGGAGGCGCGAAUCCCCUUGUCCGAGGGUGGCCAGGACCUGGACCGGCACCCGCUCAGCCGGGAGCCAUUCACCCAAGAGCCGUUCAGCCAGGGUAUGGACCACCGACGGUAA